AUGAAAAAGAUUACUAAAACUUAAGUAAGUAAUAAGUAAAAACAAAUUGAUAAUUUCCAUACUAAAAAAACAACAGAAAUUCAAUAAGAAUCUAUGAUAUAAAGUGGUAGAGAUUCGACUAAACAAUCAUUUCGUAGUUCUCAAAGCCCAUCUUAACACAGUUCUUCUAGUAUAGUAAAUAGAGAAUUCAUAUAUGAUGAAUAGUAUAGUCAAUUAAUCUUUGGAUAAAGUUGCAAGUGUUCCUGGGAUAAAGAAUCACUUUGAUUAUAAGCAUACAUAUUGACUACAUGAUUAGGAAUUAGAUGAAUCUCAAUAGAAAAUUUAAGAAAAUGUGAAUAAAUUUACUCAUAUCAUCUAUAAUCAAGAUUGUGAAUAUAGAUAAACAUGUAAUACGAUACCCAUUUUUGCUUGUUGUUAUAAG
Paramecium primaurelia is the source of this 421-nucleotide messenger RNA. Lineage: Eukaryota; Ciliophora; Oligohymenophorea; Peniculida; Parameciidae. The record is from the annotation of a GenBank genome assembly.